UGCCGUCACUCACGGCCGCUGCUCGCUGGCUUGCUCGUGCGCUCUCCGCGCCACAGGCACCUGCUCGCCGGGCGCUCUGCGCUCACUUCUCGCUCGCACACUGCAGACUCCCGGCGUCGCCUCCGUCACCCGGCCUCGUCCCCAGCCCAGCACAGCGCUCCGCCCUUCUCCCCGGCCCCUGGCGCCCACCCACCAGCCAUGGCCUGGGCCUGGGACAAAGAGCGGUGCAGCUCUUUGCCCAAACUGGGGUCUGCGCGCCGCGGCUGAGCGCCCACUCGCCUUGCGGAAAGAGCCGCGGAGGGACCAGCGGGGGCGGCGGCGGGAGAGCUCGGCGGGAGCCAGAGGAGGUGGCAGUCGGGAGCCAAACCAUAAGGAGACUGGGAAGCAGAAGCUCGCAGCUCUGAGGCGCGCACUCCCUUGGCAAGGGAUGGGUCCCGGGGCGGCCCAGCCUCUGUCCGGCCCGCCGGGCAGAGACUGAAUUGCGGUUCCCCAUCGUCCUGUGGACAGCGGGAUAGAAGGAGGCACGGACCGAUCACCAGUAGCCUCCCGGCGGGACCUCGCGUCCUGAGCCCCCCGCGCAGCGCCCCCCGCCGGAGCCGCGCCGGGCAAGCCGGCGAGGGAGCUGGGCUGAUUGGCGGCCGCCGGCGGCCGGGGGAGGGGGCGCCGCGCGGGGCCAUGGCAGGCUCGGAGGCGUCCUAGCCCGAGCUGGAGCCGGAUCCGAGCCCACGCUGCCACCACCGCCGCCUCUCCGCGCCCGGGCCCCCGCCGCCGCCGCGCCCCCCGCGGGAGAUGGAACAGCGGAACCGGCUCGGCGCCCUCGGAUACCUGCCGCCGCUGCUGCUGCACGCCCUGCUGCUCUUCGUGGCCGACGCUACAUUUACCGAAGUCCCCAAAGAUGUGACAGUACGGGAGGGAGACGACAUCGAAAUGCCCUGCGCGUUCCGGGCUAGCGGAGCCACCUCGUAUUCGCUGGAGAUUCAGUGGUGGUACCUCAAGGAGCCGCCCCGGGAGCUGCUGCACGAGCUGGCGCUCAGCGUGCCCGGCGCCCGGAGCAAGGUAACAAAUAAGGAUGCAACUAAAAUCAGCACCGUGCGCGUCCAGGGCAAUGACAUCUCGCACAGGCUGCGGUUGUCGGCCGUGCGGCGGCAGGACGAGGGCGUGUACGAAUGCCGCGUGUCCGACUACAGCGACGACGACACGCAGGAGCACAAGGCCCAGGCGCUGCUGCGCGUGCUCUCGCGCUUCGCGCCGCCCAACAUGCAGGCCGCCGAGGCCGUGUCCCACAUUCAGAGCAGCGGUCCGCGUCGUCACGGCCCCGCCAGCGCUGCCAACUCCAACAACUUGGGUGCCACCGGCGCCGCAGGCCGAGCCACCUCCGACCCUGGCCACGGCGACAAAAGCCCGCCUCCGGGGAGUCCUCCUGCUGCCCCAGGUCCCGGAGUCCCAGAGGCGGCCGCUGCCUCCGCGGCCCACGCAGCCGCCACCACUGUCGCGGCUGCGGCCGCUGCUUCGUCAGCGUCACCGCCACUGGGCCAGGCGGUCCUUCUGCGCCAGAGGCACGGCUCAGGCACUGGCCGUAGCUCCGCCACAGACCCUCUCUUGUCCCUGCUCCUGCUGGCUCUGCAUAAGCUCCUUCGCCUGCUGGUGGGGCACUGACACACACAGCCAUCCCCCCCGCACCUCAGCCCGCCCACACGGCCUGCCCGGACCCGGCGUGAGGCUCGCGUCACCAGAUGGA
Molecule: messenger RNA, 1738 nt
Organism: Herpailurus yagouaroundi (jaguarundi)
Lineage: Eukaryota; Metazoa; Chordata; Mammalia; Carnivora; Felidae
Gene: VSTM2B
Product: V-set and transmembrane domain containing 2B
Exons: 6
Coding region: 790-1656 (288 amino acids)
Cellular component (GO): membrane
Source: RefSeq, a predicted model, not a curated record